This is a messenger RNA of Symbiodinium natans, 894 nucleotides long. NCBI's taxonomy places the organism in Eukaryota, Dinophyceae, Suessiales, Symbiodiniaceae. The record is from the annotation of a GenBank genome assembly.
AUGAUCCGCUAUGUCCCGUUUCAGCCCAGCGCUGCCCCACCUCCGGUGGUCGCCUUCCUGGCGACCCCGGCUGAAGCUUCGGAGGAACCCCACAGGCCAGAGCCCCGCCUCCUCGCCCGAAGCGUUGCUUCGGAGGAGCAGAGGCCGAGACCUCGGCCCAGCGAGGUUCAGACGGAGGACUCGCCCCCUGUACAACCCACAGAGGUCCAGUCCGACCAGGCCGAACAGGUCUCGUCGCCCUCAGUGCAGAAGCCACGGCUGCUCGGCUUCUCCGAGUUCUGGCAGCCAGCGGUGCGACAGUUCUGUGACCUCUACUUGCGAAGACGCUGGGCACCGAUACUGCGUGCCCUGCUGCACUUGCAAGUGGGCCACUGGCGGCAACUCUUGGACUUCGGUGCAGGCUUCCGGACCUUCGUCUUCGAUCCCAACAGCAUUGAUCCAGUCCCACGUGUCCUACCAUGGGAGGUCUUACAAUAUGUCUGGCUUGUUGUGUUCAUGGCGUGCAGCCUGCCCAGCCCGCCAUCCGACGCGGAGUCGAUGCCACUCUUGUACUUGCAGCUGGCCCUGUUUCUGCGCGCCUUGUGCCGGCCCACGCAUCCCACCGGCAAGCCUGCGGCCGGCCCGCCGCCAGUGGUGCAGUUCCUGGUGCUUGUCCUAGGCUGCCCGGCCACAGCCUCCUUGCUGCGUGCCACGGCCGAAGCCUACGCUUCAGGGCCGGCCGCCUUGCAAAGUGCUGGAGGCUGGGAGGCGUGGACAGUUGCCUUUGAGACGGCCUGGAGAUCUGAGGGCUGGCACGUCCUCCGAUCUUGCAAGGCGGUACUUGGCGAGCUCUAUCCAGGUGAGGGGCGUGGUGGCACCAGCGGCGCGCCCACACUGAGUCUGCAGCCGCACUGA